Molecule: messenger RNA, 781 nt
Organism: Abrus precatorius (Indian licorice)
Lineage: Eukaryota; Viridiplantae; Streptophyta; Magnoliopsida; Fabales; Fabaceae
Product: 50S ribosomal protein L18, chloroplastic-like
Exons: 3
Coding region: 116-601 (161 amino acids)
Biological process (GO): translation
Cellular component (GO): ribosome
Molecular function (GO): structural constituent of ribosome; 5S rRNA binding
Source: RefSeq, a predicted model, not a curated record
UAGCUGAAUGGGGUGAAAAUUGAAACUGUUUUUUGUUGUAGUAGAAAGGAUAAGGUGACGAUAAAUUGGGAAAACGGUGGUGUGAGUGAGAGUGUGAAGCUUGAAAGUGGUUACAAUGUUAGCUUCUUCGCUCUCCUUCUUUCAUUCUCGUGCUUCCUCUUCCUCUUCCCUAUUGACAAUUUCAACGCCAAAUCCCAAACCCUCUCUUUUGUUACCAUUUGUUGUUGAAGCCAAUUCCAGAACCCGAAGAGAAGACAGGACUGCACGCCACGUUCGUAUCAGGAAGAAGGUUGAAGGGACACCUGAAAGACCAAGAUUGUCUGUUUAUAGAUCCAACAAGCAUCUUUCUGUCCAGGUGAUAGAUGACACCAAGAUGCACACUCUUGCUUCGGUUUCAACAAUGCAAAAGAUAAUUGCUGAAGAGUUUAACUAUACCUCUGGCCCAACAAUUGAAGUAGCAAAGAGGGUGGGUGAGAUCAUUGCAAAGUCCUGUUUGGAGAAAGGGAUCACAAAGGUGGCCUUUGACCGAGGUGGAUUUCCAUACCAUGGUCGUGUUCAAGCACUUGCUGAUGCAGCCCGUGAACAUGGCCUAGAGUUCUAAAAUUUGUUAAGAGUCUUUUUGUAAUGACAUUUUCUCUUUCCUGUGUAACAGCCCGUGAACGUGUUCAAUAACAGUCUCCUUUGUAUUUCACGUUUAAAUUUGUAACCCGGGGAUUCAACAAUUCUUUUUAAUGACAUUUUCUCUUUUCCAACAACUUCGUUGCAAUCUAAUUGCUCCUUU